Molecule: messenger RNA, 2074 nt
Organism: Penaeus indicus
Lineage: Eukaryota; Metazoa; Arthropoda; Malacostraca; Decapoda; Penaeidae
Product: carbohydrate sulfotransferase 5-like
Exons: 11
Coding region: 1-1458 (485 amino acids)
Biological process (GO): N-acetylglucosamine metabolic process; sulfur compound metabolic process
Molecular function (GO): N-acetylglucosamine 6-O-sulfotransferase activity
Source: RefSeq, a predicted model, not a curated record
AUGGGCCAGGCCCCUGUCUGGCGGCUCGUCAUGAGGGACCCUCGAAAACCAAGAAUCUACAUCCAGAUGGAGGCGAGAUUACCAGACCAGAAGAACAAGGUCCGCCAGGCCCUCGAGUGCUUCCCCCCAGAACAAGUCCGCCACAAGGGACACCGAGCCCAAAACGAUCUCCUUACCCGGCGCUCCCUUCCAUGCCCGGCCAGUUCAGCGCUUGGCGGCGGCGGAAGAGGGCGCUCCUUGAGAACAACUAAAAUAAUGACAAUGAUUAACCGGAAAAAAGUUAUUCUCCAAAUGGUCGUUUUAGCGAUCGUAGUCCCAUUUGGUCUGCUGUAUGGAAUUAAACAUAUUGACUUUGCUCCUUCAAGUGAAUACCAGGUCGCAGAUACCAGAUCAUUCGACGAAUCUAGGGGAAAAACCGGCAUUACCCUGGAACCUAGGGGAAAUACCACUUCGCCUAGGGGAAUAUUCGCCACUUUCUCGAAGACACGAGACGAUCCUAGGGUGAAAUCGACCGACAUUUUCGGGGAAACGGACCCAUUUAGGGAAGAAACCCAAGGGACGCCGGCAAAAGGCCUUAAAAUCCUGCUCCUGAGUUCUGUCGGGAGAAGCGGGUCGUCGCUGUUCGGGGAACUUUUGGCUCAAAUGCCCAAGACGCUUUAUUUCUUCGAGCCACUUAUGUUUUUCCAGAAACGAACGGCCGAGGGCGUGCAGCCGAGGUCGACCCUCCCCCUCCUGCAGAAGGUCUACGGCUGCGCGUGGGGCCCAGAGGACGCGCGCUGGGCCUCCUUCGGCGCCUCCAGAAGCCUCGCCAGGCAAAAUGGCCGCCAGCCGGUGUGCGUCCUCGAGAGCGGCGAGAGGGUCCUGGAUUGCUUGAGGAACACGUGUUUGCAGAACACCAACAUAGUGGUCAAGGUCAUCCGCAUGCGCGUGGCGUGGCUGAGCAGCCUCCUGAGCGAGGGCGACUCCUCCGUCAGGGUGGUGCACCUCGUCAGGGAUCCGCGAGGGGCGUUCCUGUCGCUCCAGAGGCAGGGCAUGAAACAGAAGAACCCGAGGGAGUGGUGUCCGGCCAUCCUGCAGGAUGUGAAAUUAGUGAACGAGACCAAGCACCGAUUCCCGGAUUCGUUCACAUCCAUCAAAUACGAAGACUUUUGCAGGGAUCCUAAGGGAGUGGCCGCCAGCCUCUGGAAGUUCAUCUCCGGCGACGCCCAAGCCUCCCUCCCGCAGUCGUGGCUCAACUACCUGAAGGUGCACACCGACCCGGCGCAGAGCAGACCCUGGAAAAGAUUCGGGACUCUCAGAAACACCCAGAGACAGACACAGGCUUGGCGGAGAAAAAUAUCCGGCACGUUUUUGAGGGAGGUUGAGACAGCGUGCGGGGAAGUGAUCGAUGCUUUGGGCCAUAGACGGUUUCCCAGUUUGAGGGAAGUCAGGAAUUUCUCCAUUCCGUUGAUGCGAUAGAUAAAGGGUCUUAUUUAAUGACGUGUGUGUGUGUGUGAGGGGGGUGAUUGUGUGUGUUUUUUUAUGUGCGUGUGUUCGUUUGUUUGAUUGGGUUUGUAUGUGUGUUUGUUUGUGUUUAUGUCUGUGAGUGAGCAAUUGUUUGUGUGUGUGUGUUUGUUUGUGUGUGUGUGUGUGUGUGUGUGUGUGUGUGUGUGUGUGUGUGUGUGUGUGUGUGUGUGUGUGUGUGUGUGUGUGUGUGUGUGUGCGUGUGUGUACAAGAAAGGGUCUUCAUUAACAUAUCACAUCAUCAACAAACAAAAUGUUAUAAUUUGUUGACAAAUAUGAUACAAAAUAUUUACAAUAGAUUACCUGUACCUCAAAUAAUUUAUAUAACUUAACCUGUAUCUUUAUUUACAUAUAUAUAUUACCUUUCAACUGAAAAGAAUGUACAGUGUGAGUCACAUUAUGAAAUUUCAGUGAAAGUUCUGUGUAAUGGUUAGAGAGGAUAUAUUUUUUAAAGUGCUUCCAUAUAGUAUAUUCUGUAAAUAUCAUUUCAAUAAAGCCCAGAUAUAUAAUAUAUAAACGUGUGAGAUUUCUUUAUAUCAUGAAACUGUUUACGAAUAAAACGUGGUAAUUA